AUGGUAGUAAAAAUCGACGGUCGGCAGUUACACCAUCUGCGCUUUGCUGAUGACAUCGUCCUUAUAACACCAAACAUUAGCAAAGCGGAACGUAUUAUUGACGACUUUGAUAAAGCUUUUGGAAAGAUUGGUCUUCAACUAAAUCUCACAAAAACGAUGUUCAUGAAGAACGGAUUGGUAUCGCAUGCCCCAUUCACGCUCAACGGAAAGAAUAUCUCCGAGUGCUCCAGUUUCAUCUAUCUAGGUCGGGUAAUCGGGAAAUCAAUAUGA
Angiostrongylus costaricensis is the source of this 270-nucleotide messenger RNA. The record is from the annotation of a GenBank genome assembly. Lineage: Eukaryota; Metazoa; Nematoda; Chromadorea; Rhabditida; Metastrongylidae.